AUGGUUGAGAUACAAAAGCCGCACUCGGCAUUAAAGCGGCCAUCGCUGAAGCGGGAAACGGUUGUUGUUAACAACAGUGCGCCCACCAUUAAGAAGGUGACUCUAGUGCCCAAGGAUGAGGAACUGGUGGCCAUUUCUCCGGAGCGCCGCAACUGGCGUGGCAUCUUUAUUGCCCUGCUGGUCAUUGCCGCGGUCUUUAGCCUGAUUAUAUUCUCGAUCUUCCUGCUGUCGCCGGAGGAUGAGGGGCUGCGGAUCCGGGGACGCCGCAUACUGCCCAGCGAUAUACUGGGCAGGAGUUUGCAGUGGAAACCCUUUAAUGGCACCUGGAGCAAUGGACGUGAACUCGUUUAUCGCGAUCCCACGGGGGGCCUGUCCAUACUUAACAUGGCCGAUCUCACCACACGCAUUCUUAUGACCAAUUCCACAUUUCGCCAACUGAAUGCAGAAUCAUUUCUUGUGGCACCUGACCAGAAAUAUGUGCUCCUGCAGUCGGACACCAAUGCGGAGGGUUCCAGACAUCAUGUCUACGAGGUGCAGACAGCCAACACAUUUCCGCUGGGACCAACGGAGAAUAUAGCGGAGGCACCGCGACUCCAGCAUGUGGUUUGGGCUCCUGUUAAUCCACCGGCACCGCCACCACCGCCACCGCCGCCUGGCACCACCAUGGUGCCACUGCCCAGCGGCAGCAUAAUCCUCAAUAGCCUGGCGGGGGCCGCCAAUGGAGGGGGGGCAGCAGGAGGAGCCUCCUCCUCCUCCUCCGCGAACGGCAAAGCCGGUGGCCCUAACGCCCUCAACCAGGCCAUCGCCUUUGUCUACCUCAACGACAUCUACUACAAGCCCAAGGUGCAAGGGAAGCUGGUGUGCAGGAUAACGAAAACGGGAUCGGGUUCAGGUUCGGUUUCGGAGACGGAGACCCUAAGCAGUAUGGUCUACAAUGGGGUGCCCGAUUGGACAUAUGAGACGGUCCCAGAGCUGGAGAGUCGCCGGAGCAGCAUGGAGUUCUCACCGGAUGGCCUGUACCUGGCCUUUCUCAGCUACAACGACAGCGAGGUGAACGAGUACAAAUACACCUGGAUGGGCGAUGACAUCAAGUACCCGGCGGUGAUGAGCCAGCGUUACCCCAAGACCGGCUCCUGCAAUCCCAAUGUCACCGUCAACGUGGUCAAUCUCUCCGUGUACAAGUACAUCUUUCCCACACAGAUCAAGCUUCCGGCGGAGGUGGCCAACGGCAGCUAUGUGGGCGGCCUCACCUGGGCCUCGCCCAUUGAUCUCUCGGUUACGGUGACCAAUCGGGAACAGACCAAGGCCACCACGGUCCUGUGCCGGGCACCGCACUUCCACUGCCAGGCCGUGCACACCGAGGUGACCAUCAACGAUGGCUGGGUCCUGCCCGCCGAGCGACCCAUCUUCUCGGCUCGCAAUCAAUUGCAAAAGUCUAUGGCCUCUAAAUUCCUCCAAAAUCCCGAGGAAGUGCCGCCAGAGGAGCGGCAAGUGAACUUCACGGAGGGAGGAGGAGGAGGAGACACCACCACGCACGAGAUCAGCAACGGGGGAUACCUGCUGAAACGGCUGCCGGUGAGGGAUGGCGAGCAUGGCCAUUACCGUCAUGUGGUGUUCAUCUCCUCGCUGGACCGACGCCCGGUGCCCCUCACAAUGGGUCGCUUUGAGGUCACCGAGAUUGUCGGCUGGGAUGAGCCGCAUGAGAUUGUCUACUUCAUGGCUGCGCCGGAGAAGAGGCCCGGCGAGAGGCAUCUCUACAAGAUCAGCCUCAAGCUGAAUGUCACUGAAUCGAACAGGACGUAUAUCACCUCCUCGUCGCCCACCUGUCUCACCUGCGACAACACGGAGGCCACGUACAGGCUGCACCGGGCGAGGAUCUCGCAGAGAGGCGACCGCUGGGAGGAUAUUGUGGCUCGCCUGGAGCCGGACGACUGCCUGUAUGAUAUACCCAAGAAUUGCCUGUACAACCGGGUCCAGUUCAGUCGCGACUAUAGCUACUAUGUCCAGGAGUGUCUGGGUCCGGAGGCGCCCAGCGUUUACCUGGUGGAGACGGCCAGCAAUGACAAGAUUUAUGUUUUGAAUGCCGGCGAUGUCCUGCGCCACCGGCUGUCCCAGCUGGCGGUGCCCCAGAUGCGAACCUUUAGCGUGGAGAUCCGGCAUGGAUUCCAUGCCCAAGUGCGUCUGUUUUUGCCUCCGGGAAUGCGAGAGGAGGAGGAUGUGGCCUUUCCCCUGGUGCUGCAUGUCGAUGCCUCUCCGGGCUCCCAGUUGGUCACCGAACGCUUCCAUGUGGACUGGAACUGGUAUCUGGCCAGCCAGCGCAGCUUUAUAGUGGCCCAGAUCGAUGGGCGUGGCAGUGGCUACCAGGGGGAGCUGCUGCGCACUCAGGUCCAUGGCAAGCUGGGCACUGUCGAGGUGGAGGAUCAGCUGGGCGUGCUCACUUACCUGCGGGACAACCUGAAGUUCAUUGAUCCCCUAAGAAUCUGCGCCUUUGGCUGGGGCUACGGAGGCUAUGCCUCCACCAUGAUGCUCAUCGAUGACUCGCAGCAGGUGCUUCAGUGUGCGGUGGCCAUCAAUCCGAUUGUUAACUUUGGAUUCCACUACUCCUUCUUCACGGAGCGUUAUAUACCCCUCAAGGGGGACUAUCUGAGGGCUCUGCAGGAGGCGGACCUCACCAUGAAGGCCGGCAACAUCAAGGGCCGUAACCUGAUGCUAAUGCACGGCACUGCCGACACUUUGGUCCAUCAGGAGCACACCCUAAUGCUGGUGCGGGCUUUGGUGGAGCAGCAGGUCAAGUUCCGGCAUCAGGUGUAUCCGGAUGAGGAUCAUGCCAUUGCCAGGUCACUCAGCCAUGUCUACAAGACCAUGGAGUGGUACUUUGAUGAGUGCUUUGGCCCCGUCGACGACAACGAGUGGGACCCCACGGGUCUGUUCGUGUUCAAGCAAUAAUUAAGACCCCCCUACGAUCCUUACGACGAGGAUCCGCUGGCCAAUCAGCUCAGCGACAUUGACACCGGCCCCUCCUCAGUCUCAGCCGGUGAAGGCGAUGGCCAAGCGGCUGGCCAUGGGGAGGGGGGCGACAGGGAUCCUGAACGAGAUCCUCCGGGCAGUAAUCUCUCCACACUGCUCACCGCCACCACGACGAGCGCCUCGCUCUCGGCCCUCGAUGAGCUGGAUAAUCGGCUGCAGGCGCUCGACCUGAUCACCUCCUCCACGGCCACCACCCUCAGCAAGGUCGCCGGCAAGUUAUGCAAUUACAGCAGCAAGCGGCGGCUCCACCAGUCGGAGGCCACGCUGGCCCAGAAGUCGCGCAUCCUGCAGCACUAGAUCUUCGGGACGAAGAUUCUUCCUUCCAUGUGUGCGUGUGUGUGUGUGUGUGUGUCCAGUGGGUGGGUGUGUGUGUGUGACGAAUCGAAAAUGGAGCCUUUGGGGAGCCUUUUGAUCUCUUUAAAGGCUGUCU
This is a messenger RNA of Drosophila kikkawai, 3457 nucleotides long. Its product is annotated as inactive dipeptidyl peptidase 10. Gene Ontology annotation, molecular function: serine-type peptidase activity. Gene Ontology annotation, biological process: proteolysis. NCBI's taxonomy places the organism in Eukaryota, Metazoa, Arthropoda, Insecta, Diptera, Drosophilidae. The record is from RefSeq and is a predicted model, not a curated record. Gene Ontology annotation, cellular component: plasma membrane.